UAAUUCAAUUCCAUACUUAAAAAAAUAACUCUGUGAACAACAUUUUUCUUAUAUAUUUCUUUUCAUUUUCAACAUAAACUGGAAUUUCAUAUGAAAUUCAAUACAGUUUUUAAUGAAACUAGUCCCUGCGGAUAUAGAUUUAAAAGAUAGUUUUUCGGUUCUUCCUUUUUACGUAAAGGUCGUCGCGAACGUGACAGGCUUACCGGGAAGUAGGCAAGUUUUUCGUCUUUACAGUCGACCAGGGUACAAAAACAUGAAAAUUUGGAGUAAAGAGCAUAUAUUUGAUAAUCCUUGGGAACUAGUGGCAAGGGCUCAAUGGAGAAAAUAUCCCAACAAAUUUAACCAGGCAGUUGAAGGCAUUGAUGUUGUGGACAGAAGAAUAGAUGAAAAAGGUGUUUUGAAAACUCAUCGUCUGUUAAGCACGAAAUGGGGUAUUCCAGGUUGGGCCACUAAGAUAGUAGGAUCCGAUGGUAUUGGCCAUGCAAGUGAACACUCAACUGUUGAUCCCAAGAACAAAACCAUGGAAUUAAAAACACGCAAUUUGACAUUUUGCAAUAUGAUAACAAUAGAUGAAACACUUGUGUACUCUCCCCAUCCAGAAGACAAGAAUAAGACUUGCUUAAAGCAGGAAGCUGUGAUCAAUGUUAAAGGUAUCCCAUUUGGCAGCUACAUUGAAUCAUUUGUUUGUGACAAUAUAUCAAAGAAUGCAUCCAAGGGACGAGAAGCGAUGGACCAUGUUAUAAAUGUUAUACAGAUGGAAACCAGAGAUUUACAAUUAAGAGCUCAACAAGCCAUGGAAACUAUCAACCUUAAUUUCGAGGCCAUGGAAUCGAACAAUCUCAGUUUCGAAGUUUGACGAGAAAACAAUCUAGGGUCUUCCAAUUAUAAAUCAUGGUUUCAUCAUCUGCUUGAGAUUAACCAAGAUCUGAUCCUGAAAAAACUUGAUUUUUCAAAUCUUGUUAAUGUUUGAAAUCAUCAUCUAAAGACUGUGCCUCUAAGUUGACAAUGAAUUGUUUAUCAUCUUAAAACCCAUAUGCGGACCAUAAAGAAUCUGUUAUGUGUAAAGUUACAAGUUUCUUAGUGCUUUUUAUAAGAUAGCUUCAAAAUGGACACAUAUCAACAGCUGAUUAAUGCUGAUAGAUAUAUUAAAUCUUUAUACUAAUCAAAGUAUAUGUACUAGUGCUUAUUGUCACUUAUUUCAUCAGAUACUUAAAUAACAAAGAACUUUAAUGGUUAAGAAUAACAUAACCAAAUACUUUUACAACAAGCUAAAUAUUGAAAUUUGAAAAAUCAUGAUUACGAAAGAAUUGAUUUUUU
Molecule: messenger RNA, 1317 nt
Organism: Ruditapes philippinarum (Manila clam)
Lineage: Eukaryota; Metazoa; Mollusca; Bivalvia; Venerida; Veneridae
Product: PRELI domain containing protein 3B-like
Exons: 6
Coding region: 113-856 (247 amino acids)
Biological process (GO): phospholipid transport
Cellular component (GO): mitochondrial intermembrane space
Molecular function (GO): phosphatidic acid transfer activity
Source: RefSeq, a predicted model, not a curated record